Messenger RNA from Triticum aestivum (bread wheat), 1812 nucleotides. Its product is annotated as heat stress transcription factor A-2b. Gene Ontology annotation, molecular function: RNA polymerase II cis-regulatory region sequence-specific DNA binding; DNA-binding transcription factor activity. Gene Ontology annotation, cellular component: nucleus. The record is from RefSeq and is a predicted model, not a curated record. Gene Ontology annotation, biological process: regulation of transcription by RNA polymerase II; cellular response to heat. NCBI's taxonomy places the organism in Eukaryota, Viridiplantae, Streptophyta, Magnoliopsida, Poales, Poaceae. The coding region runs from base 280 to 1497 and encodes 405 amino acids. The transcript is spliced from 2 exons.
UCCAAACCCCUGCUCCAUUCCCAAAAUAGCAAUCUCUCUCCUCUCCUCUCCGCUCCCCUCCCCGCCGCUCCUCUUCCCCUCGCCGCCGAGAGGAGAGACCGAUCCCAUCCCAUCCCGGCGGGAGCUCCGCCGCAGACUUCCCCAUCAGCUGCUUUCGCGUGCGCUUCCGGCGGGUUGGAGCGAUACGGUUUCGACGUGUCCGUAGCGCGAUUUCCCCCGCCUUAUCUUGUUGGGCGGUGCGGUUCCUUGUGAGGGAGGGUUCUUGGGGGUUUGGGGGGCAUGGACCCGGUGCCGAGUCUGGUCAAGGAGGAGGAGGAGGAGGAGGGUGCGCACGGGAGAGGCGAUUCGCCGGGGGCCAGGGCGGCGCCAAGGCCGAUGGAGGGGCUGCACGACGCCGGGCCGCCGCCGUUCCUGACGAAGACCUACGACAUGGUGGAUGACCCCAACACCGACAGCAUCAUGUCGUGGAGCUCCGGCAACAACAGCUUCGUGGUGUGGGAUCCGCACGCCUUCGCCACGGUGCUACUACCCAGGCACUUCAAGCACAGCAACUUCUCCAGCUUUGUCAGGCAGCUCAACACCUAUGGCUUCAGAAAGGUGGAUCCUGACCGAUGGGAGUUUGCCAAUGAGGGUUUCCUACGGGGACAGAGGCACCUGCUGAAGAACAUCAGGCGUCGAAAGCCUCCCGCUCAUACUGCUUCAAAUCAGCAGUCCCUUGGAUCUUACCUUGAAGUGGGGCACUUCGGAUAUGAUGCAGAGAUCGACCGGCUGAAAAGGGACAAACAGCUAUUGAUGGCAGAAGUGGUGAAGCUAAGGCAGGAACAGCAGAACAUGAAGGUGCAUCUGAAAGCCAUGGAGGAUAGGCUACGUGGAACCGAGCAGAAGCAGCAGCAGAUGACUUCAUUCAUGGCACGUAUCUUGCGGAACCCUGAAUUCUUGAAGCAACUGAUUGCCAAGAAUGAGAUGAGCAAGGAGCUCCAUGACGCUAUCUCGAAGAAAAGGAGGCGCCGCAUCGACGGUGGACCUGAAGCUUAUGCCGUGGGCGCUAGUAGCAGCAACCUGGAGCAAGAGUCGCCUGUUGUGUUUGAUUCUCAUGGGUCAGUGGAACUUCUUGCCGAGGGGUCAGUGCCGGUGCCCGUGGAACUCCUUGCUGAUGGGAUCCCACCAGAUCUGGAAGGUUCAGUGGCACUCCUUGAUGACGGGAUUCCACCUGACCUGGAAUGUUCAGUGGAACUCCUUGUUGAUGGGAUUCCAGCUGAUCUCAACGGCUCAGGCAUCGACGCUAACGGCGUAACAGAGCCACAGGAUUUUGGUCUCGGUACAUGUGAAGCGCAGCAGAACAGAGUCCCGGGGUUGUUCCAUGAUAAUUUCUGGGAGGAGCUGCUGAACAAAGGGCUCAGCGGUGAGAACGACGAGCCGGUUAACGCCGACGGCAUGGAUGUGCUGUCUGAGAAGAUGGGCUAUUUCAUCCCAAAUAGUCCAACCCUCUCAACCUAGUUCCAUUCCAUUCUAUCAAAUUGCCGUGACUUUCUUCAUGUUUCAUCUAUCCACCCUGUGGUGCCUAUGCAAGUGUCGGCAGUGAUUCCCCACCGUGUCCUGGUCUUCGAGUCGUCUAAACCCUAGACUUCCCUGGGAUUAUGUGAUUUAUCAGUGUUUCCUUCGAUUGACCUUAGAGAUCUGUUUGUUGUUUCAGGCGAUAUAGCCUCGUCAGUCUGUAAAGCGGGCACUGCUAGGUGUUCAAUGCACAUGUUCUGGUCUAUACCGUGUAAGACGGUCUUUUGUGGGCUAAAGUUGUACUCCUGUCUGGAUUUA